Molecule: messenger RNA, 2622 nt
Organism: Naegleria gruberi
Lineage: Eukaryota; Heterolobosea; Eutetramitea; Acrasida; Naegleriidae
Product: VPS10 domain-containing protein
Exons: 2
Coding region: 103-2475 (790 amino acids)
Biological process (GO): post-Golgi vesicle-mediated transport
Cellular component (GO): Golgi apparatus; membrane
Source: RefSeq, a predicted model, not a curated record
AGAAUUUUCAUUUUCAUAUCACUUUUAUUAUUGUCAUGUUUGUUAUCUUCCAUAAAUUCUCAAGAGUUUACAUUGAAUCCUCUCGAGGGAAGAAUAUCUACCAUGCAGUUCAUAAACAGACGUACAGUUUAUGUUCAUACAGAUAAAUAUGUUUAUUUGAGUGCUGACAAGGGUGUUCACUUUCAAAAUUUUAAUCAAAAGGCUAGAAAUUGUCAAGAAGCAAAAUGUAUUCAAACCAUUGCUAGACAUCCUUUUGAUGAUAACGUAUUUAUUUUAAUUUCUAAUUUGAAAAAGUUGUUUUACAUUUGCACAGAUCUCAAUUCUGCCAAUGAAUUUGACAUUGAUAGAAUUAAUUGUGUAGAAAGACCAUUUCCAAAUGAUAAUUCUGAUGCUAAACAAGCUCCGAUUGUGACCAAAGUAGUUUUCCAUCCAAAAAUUCAUAACACUUUACUAGUUUUAAUGAGUAACAAUAGAUUGUAUCUCAGUGAAACUUUGGCUAGUAAUUUCUACUUUUUAAAGUCAGGUGUUAAACAAAUUUCAUUUGCAAAUUCUGAAUCAAAACUCUAUUCCGAUACUCUCUUGUUAGGUAUCAAGGAAAGUGAUGGAAUUAGCUAUUUUUUCAAUAUGGACAGUCGUUCUAGAAAUGAUGAGGAUGAUAAUGAGAUUAUUCGCCAUGCUAGAGAAUUCAUGAUGUAUGGACCAUUCCUUUUCGUUGCGACCAUUGAGGAAGCAACAGAAAAAUACCAAAAAGAAAAAUACAUGGCCAAACUCUUUGUUGGUACUGAUAAUGGACGUUCUUUCAAUAGAGUUUCAAUCUCUCAAUCCACUCAAAACCAUAUCAUUGAAAAAUCAUUCAUUAUUUUGGAUGGAAGCGAAGGUGCUGUAUUGAUUAAUGUUCAACAAGAACAAUCAUCAGCUACUUCCUCAUCUUCAACUUCUUCCAAGUAUGGUAAAGUUUUCAUUUCAGAUGCUCGUGGUGUCAGAUAUAAACAAACAUUAUGGGAUAACAGAAGAGAUGGCAAUCAUGCUGAUUUUACCAAAGUCAAAUCAUUGGAAGGUGUUUAUCUUGCCAAUCAAGUUCAAACCUAUGAUAUGAAUACUAUGGAGUUGUACGAAUGUAACAAUUGUAAUGGCUAUGAAGAUUGUACAAGGAAAUGUAAAACUAAAACUCUCAUUACCUUCGACAAGUCGGUUUGGAGAUACAUUACACCACCAAAGUAUGGAGCCAAUAAGGAGUUAAUCAAUUGUCCAAGUGGUAAUUGCAAGUUGCACCUUCAUGGAUUUUCUGCUGGUACUAAUCCAAACUAUCCAAGACUUCAUUCACACAAGGAUGCAGUUGGUAUCAUUUUCGCAAAUGGUAAUGUUGGAGAAUAUUUAUGGGAAGGAGGAACUAUCAAUACUUACAUGAGUAGAGACGGAGGAUUGAGUUGGACUGAAGUGGCUAAAGGUUCUCAUGUCUAUGAAAUUCUUGAUCAUGGUGGAAUUAUGAUGAUUGCUGAGAAUAAUAGACCAACUGAUACACUCAGGUACAGUUUGGAUGAGGCCAAUACUUGGGUAACAACCAAUUUCACAGAACAUCUCAGAACCUAUAGAAUUAAUAAGAUGUAUGCCAAUGAAAAGUUUGAUCAAUUGGCCAGAUAUGCUCUAAUUCAUGGUUCUGCUGAUACAUCAGGAGAUAUUGUCAUUCGUGUUGAUUUUUCCAAGGUUCACCAAAGGGAAUGCACUGGUAUCAACAAUCCAUACGACCAAAACAGUGACUAUGAAUAUUUCAAACCACACAACUAUAACUCCAAGUGCUUACUGGGUAGAGUUGUUGAGUAUACCAGGAGAAAGAGAACUUCCAUGUGUUUCAAUCCAAGUCUCACUGAAGGAAAACCUGUCAAGAUCACAAAUUGUGAGUGUACAUAUGCUGACUAUGAAUGUGACUAUGGAUAUGAGAAGAAGAGAAUUGAUGAUGUCAAAUUUAGUUGUGUAGCAAUCAAUGCCAAAUUGGAAGAGGAAUCAAAGGCUCCAUCUCUUUCCUCAUGCCAAACAGAAAAUUACUAUAAUGAAUCUAGAGGAUAUGCCAGAAUUCCUGGAAAUACUUGUAAUGGAGGUUUGAGCAGUCAAUUAGAUCCUAUUAAGAGAGAUUGUCCAAAAUCAAUGAGUAAUUGGGCUGUAUUCAUUAUUGUUCUCUUCUUUGUUAUGGUAUUGACUUUUGGUGCAUUGCUUUUCUACAAACAAAGUGGAUUUUUACAACAAUUAUUCAAUCCUAACAAGAUGAGAUAUAGAUACAAUCAGCUCAUCAAUGAUAUGAAUACCCCUGAUACUGCAUUCGGUCGAGACAUUGAGAGAAAUCAACCAUCAUCCUUCCAAGACAACAGAAUUCAAUCCGAUGACGAAGAUGAUGAAGAUUUUGGCCUUGAUGUUAUUGAGGAAGAGGAAGAAGCACCAGAAGAAAUGCAUCCAGGUUCUUUUGGAUCAUCUAAACAUUAAGCAGAUCUGAUAAUAAUAGAUAGAAAAGUUCCGACAUCCAAUUCUUUAUGUUCUACAUGAGUGAACAAAUUAUUAUUGAGCAUGUUCGUUCAAGGAGAAAAUGCACUGAACGAACAUUACACACAAUUAAAUUCUCUAUUUUUGUUA